Sinocyclocheilus anshuiensis is the source of this 2519-nucleotide messenger RNA. RefSeq names its product terminal uridylyltransferase 4-like. Gene Ontology annotation, molecular function: RNA uridylyltransferase activity. The record is from RefSeq and is a predicted model, not a curated record. Lineage: Eukaryota; Metazoa; Chordata; Actinopteri; Cypriniformes; Cyprinidae. Bases 63 to 2519 code for a protein of 818 amino acids. The transcript is spliced from 14 exons.
AACCUUCAACCCAGAGCCCUUUGGGCUUUUCUUCAUUCUCAUCCGGAGAGAAGUGGAGUGGCAUGGAGGACCCCAAAAGCCUCGUGAAGGUGGUCAAACCUUCCCGCUCGAGCGGGGGCAAGGCGUCGUCCUCCAAACCCCAGCGGGAGAGCGCCAAAGUCCCGAGCCAAAGCAAGGACGCCGUCCCCAAGGUGAAAGAGGAGAUCCAAGGUGGUCCCAGCACUGGCAGGACCUGCACCGGCAGCCCCCAGGAGCCAGGGAAGGGCAAAGCCCGCCGGCUGACAGGCAGAACUAACUCUGGCGAGAGGGGGAAAGGGAAGCCCCAGCCCAGUGAGGGCCGUCAGCAAAGCCAGGAGAACAAAACUCCGGUCCGAAACAGUGGACCGGUCAAGGAUGGAGGAGCAGCACGGCUGGAGAUCUCAACACACGACAACACCAUCACCACCGCUAAAGACAGCAUAACCGGUGUGGAGGCGGGCAGACAGAGAGCCGAGGUCGUGGAGGUUGGAAACCUGACCCCUGACCAGCAGCUGGGACUCAAACAGGCGGAGGAGAGACUGCAGAGGGACUACAUCCACCGGCUGCUCAAGCCGUCGCCGGAGUACCCCAAUUUCCAGUAUCUAUGCAAACUGUGUUCAGUCCACGUGGAGAACAUCCAGGGUGCUCACAAGCACAUUAAAGAGAAACGUCACAAGAAGAACAUCAUGGAGAAGCAGGAGGAGAAUGAGCUGCGAGCGCUGCCGGCUCCCUCUCCGGCCCAGUUGAGGGCACUAGACUCGGUCGUGCUGGAGGCGGCAGAGACGCACGGCGUCUCGGAGGAAGACUUCGCGCUGAGGCAAGCCGUGGUGCUCCGGAUGGAGGGGAUUAUAUGCAAACAACUCACAGCGUGUUCUCUCCGUCUGUACGGCUCAUGUCUCACCCGCUUCGCCUUCAAAACGAGUGACGUCAACAUCGACGUCUCUUAUCCUUCCACUAUGACUCAGCCUGAUGUGCUGAUCCAGGUGCUGGAGAUCCUCAAGAACAGCGUGGAGUUUGCGGAGGUGGAGUCAGAUUUUCAUGCCAAAGUCCCUGUUGUUUUCUGCAGAGAUGUGGCCAGUGGGUUAAUGUGCAAAGUGAGCGCAGGAAAUGAUGUCGCGUGCCUCACCACCAAUCACCUUGCAGCUCUGGCCAGACUGGAGCCGAGGCUCGUGCCUCUGGUUCUGGCCUUCCGUCACUGGGCCAACCUGUGCCACAUCGACUGUCAGGCGGAGGGAGGAAUCCCGUCCUACUCGCUGUCUCUGAUGGUCAUAUUCUUCCUGCAACAGAGAGCCAAGCCCAUCCUGCCCGUUUAUCUAGGACGCUGGAUCAAGGGCUUCGACGUGAAGCGUGUGGAUGAGUUUCACCUGACGGGGUUGGAGUUGGACUCGUUCGUGGGUUGGGAGUACAGACCCGCUCCUGCAGGCGAGGGCCGCGGGGACGGCAAAGCCAAACACGAACCCAAAACCCAGACUGAGAAGAAAGAGAAGAAGGGUGGAUAUGCUAAGGGCAAGACUCGUCUGACGCUGAAGCAGCCGGUGAGCAUGUCUCUGGGUCAGCUGUGGCUGGAGCUCCUGCGCUUUUACACGCUGGAGUUUGCGCUGGAGGAGCAUAUCAUCAGCAUCCGUCUGAAAGAGCUGCUGCCGCGGGAGCUGAAGAACUGGCCUCGCCGCAGACUCGCCAUCGAAGAUCCAUUUGCGUUGAAGAGGAACGUGGCUCGCAGUCUGAACAGUCAGAUGGUUUUUGAGUACAUCCAGGAACGUUUCCGCACGGCCUACAAGUAUUUCGCCUGUCCUCAGAGCAGAAACGGAGCGAACGCCAGCCGCGGCUUACUGAGGCAGAAACCCAGACGCUCUCGCACGGCCCGAUCCCGUAGCCUGGACCGAAAGAACCGUGCGGAGGCGGAGAAGAGCGGCGAGGAGGACGCAGACAGCAGUGAUGAUGAGGACGAGAGGGAUAUGGAGGAAGAGGAGAGCCUGAGAGCGGGGUUCACAGAGCUCCUGGUGAGCGACGCUGGGAUGGACACCAGAUCUGAGUCUGUUUCACAGGAACCCUCCACAGCGGAGUCUCCUUCUGCCCUGAACGGCCUGCUGAUGGAUAGCGAGGAGGAUGAGGAGGAGGAUAAAGAUCAAGAGAUGGAGAAACAGGACAGUAUUGCUCCAGAAGACAUGCACUACAUCUUUGACAGGAUGAUCUUCACUGGAGGAAAGCCGCCAACAGUCGUGUGCAGCAUCUGCAAGCGAGACGGCCACCUUAAAGACGAAUGUCCUGAAGACUUCAAGAAGAUUGAGCUAAAACCCCUGCCGCCCAUGACCGAGCGCUUCAGAGAAAUCCUGGACGGACUCUGCAUGCUGUGCUACCGUGAGUUGUCACCGUCUCUCAUCGAGCAGCAGAAGAGGGAGCAGAUUCUGGGCAGUCUGGAGCGCUUCAUCAGAAAAGAGUACAACGGUGUGGAAACACAUUCAUACAUGUACAGCAGUGUUAACACAAAAAACUUGCAGUAG